Erpetoichthys calabaricus (reedfish) is the source of this 3730-nucleotide messenger RNA. It is a transcript of the gene gdap1l1, whose product is annotated as ganglioside induced differentiation associated protein 1-like 1. The record is from RefSeq and is a predicted model, not a curated record. Lineage: Eukaryota; Metazoa; Chordata; Cladistia; Polypteriformes; Polypteridae. Bases 54 to 1154 code for a protein of 366 amino acids. The transcript is spliced from 6 exons.
UCUCUCUCUCUCUCUCACCCCCCACCUCCCCACUGUUACUCUAACAUUCUGUCAUGGCGUCCUCCAAUAACGUUACCCCCACCAAUUGUAGCUGGUGGCCCAUUUCUGCCUUGAACGAAGACGGUAAAAUUGCAGACGGUGUGGAAAAUACAGAGCCGGCUGCAGACGUAGACUCCGCACCGAGGGGCAGCCUCGUUCUUUAUCACUGGACACAGUCUUUCAUCUCGCAGAAGGUUCGCUUGGUUAUAAAUGAAAAAGGCCUCAUUUGUGAUGAGAGAGAUGUGAGCCUUCCACUGACAGAGCACAAAGAGCCCUGGUUUAUGAGACUAAACCUGGGAGAAGAGGUCCCAGUUGUCAUUCAUGGUGACACAAUUGUCAGUGACUACAACCAGAUUAUCGAUUACUUAGAGAAAAACUUUGUAGGAGAGAAUAUUCCUCAGCUUAUUCCUGAUUUGGGGACACCACUUCAUGCCAGGGUACAGCAGUACAGAGAACUCCUGGACUCUUUGCCAAUGGAUGCCUAUACACAUGGGUGCAUUCUUCACCCAGAACUCACCACAGAUUCCAUGAUUCCAAAAUAUGCCACAGCUGAAAUCCGACGACACCUAGCCAAUGCUGCCUCAGAACUGAUGAAGCUUGAUCAUGAGGAACCUCAGCUGACAGAGCCAUAUUUAUCAAAACAGAAGAAGCUCAUGGCCAAGAUUCUUGACCAUGAUAACGUAAGCUACCUGAAGAAAAUCCUCAGUGAACUAGGAAUGGUUUUAGAUCAAGUGGAGGCUGAACUGGAAAAAAGGAAACUUGAAUAUGAAGGGCAAAGAUGUGACCUAUGGCUUUGUGGACCAGAAUUUACCAUAGCUGACAUCUCACUAGGAGCCACAUUACACCGCCUCAAAUUUCUGGGACUAUCAAAGAAAUACUGGGAGGAUGGAAGCAGACCCAACUUGCAAUCCUUCUUUGAACGUGUACAGAAACGGCAUGCAUUCCGGAAAGUGUUGGGAGACAUCCAUACCACACUUCUCUCUGCAGUUUUACCUAAUGCAUUUCGAAUGGUAAAAAGAAAACCUCCAUCAUUUUUUGGAGCAUCAUUUUUAAUGGGAUCACUUGGUGGAAUGGGCUACUUUGCCUAUUGGUAUUUAAAAAAGAAAUACAUGUAGUGAAUAACUAAACCACUUUUCGGUGUUAAUGUAUUAUUGUGCAAUGUUUCAGCCACCUGUAAUAAUGUUUGAAAAAAUGGAAAAAAUAAAAUGUUAAAAAAGUAUCUUGAGAAUAAAUACAUUCCAUGACACUGAAUAAUCUACAGCACAUAAUUUAGAAGAAAAAAAAAAAAGUAUUUUCUCUUUUACAGCUUUUAGCAUUGUAAAUAACAAUCUUUUAAUUUGACAUCUUGUGAUAUGUUUGAACUACAAAACAUACAAAAAGCUGAAAUUAAUUUAAAAAGUAUUUUUUUGUUAAAAUUAAUGACCUUGAUGGAAACAAAACAGUGUUAGUGGACCUCUAAGCAAUUAAACCAGUAAAAUGUUUAAAAAUACAAUCUCAAAAAAUUGAACUGGAUGUUAUCUUCCUACCUGAGUAUCUUUUCACAAAAUCAGAAGGCAUUGCACAAGCAAUAUGUCAGUCAUGCAGUCUUGAUUUUAUGACUCCUAGCCCUACCCAAUAAAAAACUCUAAAACAUAAAAAUUGAAAGCCUAUAAUAAAUAAAUAUGCUUUAUAUUUUAGGUUCUAGUUUUAACUUUAGGGUUUUUUACAACUCCUGUUGUUCAAAAGAUGCUAUAUCUGCCUGAACAUUUUUCCAUAAAACAUGUAAAAUGAUAGUGAAUCUGUCUUUGAUGUGAUGCACUUCAGAAGAUAACAGAGUUUAGAAAUUAAAUGAAAGUAUUUCAACUCUAUAUUUAAAAUUUCCAGUCACUAAAAUAAAGUAUUCCAAUUUCAUAUGUGUUAACAUUCGCAGGACCGGCUAUCUGAGGCUAACUGUGGAGUACACUAGAGAAGCAGUUUAGUUGUUGUUUCAAAUGUGAAAGGUUAGGAAUUGUCAAACAAAAUCAACAAAAUGUUACAGCCAAAUGACUGUUUUCCCUGAAUUUCUUGAUUCGCAGUCACACAACGACUCUGUCUUCCAGUACAUUACAUUCGUUAUUUUGUCAUUAACAUUCUACUACCUACACACUUUCUACUUAAUCAAGUUGCUGCAGCAAAACUGUAAUAAAACUAAUGUUUAAUGUAGAGUGGUGAAAAUGUAAGAUAUCCAGUAAGCACGGGAAACUGAAAUUCAGCUGUAAAUGUCUAGCUUCCAACUAAUCACCUGAUUGAGAAUCUGAUAAAUGGCCUUCACUAAUUCAUACUAUUCAGAUAAGCAACAUACUAAAACAUUCAUGGCUAUAGUUAAAAUAUAUUAUUCUGAUUAAUCUGCUUGGGAAACUUAAACUACUGUGAAGCACUAAUAGUUCAUCAUGCAAUUGCAACAUAGUAGUAAACAUGUAAAAAGUGGGCCUAUGUCACAGGAAGAAUUAGAGGAACAUCAAAACCAGUGACGACAAGGAGAUUCCAUCCGAUUUAGAAGAUACUUAUUUUUUUUUUUUUUAGUUGUAUUUCUUUUACUUUGCUGCAUUAGUCAGUAAAAUAUAUAAAACCAAACAGAAUUCCAAAAAUAGAGGAUGCUUUGUUUAAUUUAUUAAGACUCAUAGAAUAAUAAAAUGUCCCCAUGGAUACAUAAAAGGUUAAACGUUUUUCUCCAUUGCUGUUAUAACUGUUUAACUAAACAAAUUCCCUUUGGCCCAAGUUUAGAAAACUAAAUAAUAAAUGACCCCUGUUUUAGAUCAUGUUGUAAACAUAGCAUACGAUACUCGCAUUUCAACCAGUGUGGGUAAGCCAGAGCACUGCUGAUCAGCUAUCUUCUUUAAGAUUGCUGAUUAUGUAAAGCAGAAAGUUAAAGCAGGGUUUACUUCUCAGGAUCAGAAUUUUUAACAUUAUUUUCAGCUAUAUAUUUGGAACCCACAUACAGUAAUGCUUCAGAUAACAUGUUUAUUUUUAUAACAUGUACUCACUGAGCACACUCAGUUAAGCAUUUUGAAAUUUGACACUAUAUUGUUUCUGUGCCAUAGCUGUGGAAUAAAACAUAGUGUUUAAAAUUUAGCACUAAUCUCUGCAUUCCAAAAAUUGACUACCUUUAAAUACGACUCCUCCACUCUUUUCAUUAUUAAUUGUUAAAACAUAACGGUGCAAGAAUUUCAGAAACAUUCUUCUUUUGUUUAUGUUCUAGUUAUUAAAAAUAGCAAGGCCUGUACACAAAAAGAAACAAAAAAAAGUGAUGGAAACCAUCAAGCAAGAAACAAACAAGAUAAAAAAAAAUGAUGAGCAUUAUUUUUUGUAAUAUUUCAUUGCCUAGAAAUGCUAAAAAGCAGGAGAAAUAGGGGUUCUCACACAAAGAGUGCUGCACCACAUAUCUGACAGGUGUUUAUUUAAUAAUUUUGGUAACCAUAGAUUGACAGCCCACCAAACACGACUACAGAAUAUGCCAAAAGAAAAUCCUUUUGCAGCCUGUAAACAGAAAAAGGCAAAGAAUUUUCAAUGUUUUGGUAAAGUGCUACAAUAUAUUAUGUAUGAUGUAUUUUUUUAUUUGUAUUUUCUUAUUUUUAUAUUAUAAAUUUGCAUUUGUUUAUUAUGCUUUUUUAAUGAUGUUGGUUCACAAGCCUUAAUUUGUUAAGUUGCCAUCAAUAAAAUAAUAAUAAUAGGA